This is a messenger RNA of Piliocolobus tephrosceles (Ugandan red Colobus), 3098 nucleotides long. RefSeq names its product centromere protein P (gene CENPP). The transcript has 3 exons. Gene Ontology annotation, biological process: CENP-A containing chromatin assembly. The coding region runs from base 758 to 1066 and encodes 102 amino acids. NCBI's taxonomy places the organism in Eukaryota, Metazoa, Chordata, Mammalia, Primates, Cercopithecidae. Gene Ontology annotation, cellular component: nucleus; chromosome, centromeric region. The record is from RefSeq and is a predicted model, not a curated record.
GAAUGUUCACAGCCCAUGGGGGAAACCAGACUCUCCCAGAACUGGAGGCCUGGAAAUCGGUGGGAUUCCACUUGAUUUCCCUGCUUUCAGGAGGAGGCUUUUGACCAUAAAAUGCCAUCUCAUCAUGAAGCUUUCACUAAGGCAGGGCCUUUCCCUUACUGCAGUGGGAGCUGCGCCACCACUGGGCACAGUGAGGGUACCCGAGUGGGCUCCUGCCCAUGCCCAGGACGCAUGUGGGCUGGGCGCCACCGCGGUGAGUCCUGAGGACGGAAGGCGAGGGGCGUCCAGGCCCAGCCACAGCCCUCACGGAGCCUCAGCUCAAAGGGCUUUUCAGGUCAGAUGCUAAAACCCUGCGAAAACAGCUGCUUUCCAGCAAGGAGCCUGGCGCCUCCACUUGGGAAUCCUCUGACCAGUCCUCUCCAGACCGCCCAGGUUGUGACGGACAAGGGCAGACCAAGGAGCCAUCCCAGGUGGAAGGGGUGUGGGGAAACCUGUGAGAUGAGAAUGCAGCUGUAGGGCGGUUAUGUACCAUGUUCAUGCUGGGGAAGCAGCAGUCAUGGGAGCCUGGAGGUUGUGGAGAGACCUACAGUGGGGUAGACGUGUGACAGCAAGGGCAGGAGGGGCAGUCGGCGCCCAUGGGUGCUGCGUGAACACUCGGACCCCGAUUUUCACCGGACACCUGGAACGGCACCCUGUGCCCCUCCCACGGCCCCUUUCUCCUCACCAGUGGAUCUGUCUGUAACCGUUUCUUCUCCCCAUGCAGGAAAAAUACCCAGAUGCCGUCUACCUCUUGGAGGGGCCCUCCUCCUGCUCCAUGGGGAUCCGCAGUGCCCACCGGCCAGGGUUUGAAUUAGUCAUUGUUUGGAGGAUACAAAUAGAUGAAGACGGGAAGGUUUUUCCAAAGCUGGAUCUUCUCACCAAAGUCCCACAGCGAGCCCUGGAGCUGGACAAGAACAGAGCCAUAGAAGCCGCUCCUCUCAGCUUCCGAACCCUGCUCGGAGUGCUUGGAAUCGAAGCUGCUCUGGAGAGCCUGAUAAAAUCGCUUUGUGCAGAGGAGAACAACUAGUUCUAAAACAGUGAACGGGAGGAUUAAGAUGCUGCGCGGAGGAGCAUGCGAUUUUAUUGAAUAUAAACAUUUGCUAUUUUCCACUUAGAACCACAACCUGAAGACAUGCUGUCUAUGCAGUUAUGGCACAUUAUAUGGAAACUCUCAUGACAUGAAAAAUAAAUACAGCUAGUUAAGUGUAAAAUGCCAAAUAAAAGGGACAUGUACAAUGUGGUUUAUAAAAAUAGGCUUAACAGCUGAGAGACUGUACCGAGUGGUCGUGUGUCCUCAGAUGUGUGGGGAGGCCCCAUCCCCCCACCCACCGUGGCCUCACACCGAGUCCACCUUGGACAUGGCGGCCACACUGCUCAGCUGGGAGAAGCCACCCUUAUCCUGGUUGCUGCCUCCUGGGGGCUCUGGAGAUGGAUGCCUGUGGCACCUCAUUUUUAAACUGUCCUUAGCAGCCCAGGGGAGCCACGCCCAUACUCCCUACCUCCCCCAGGUCCACACAGUGGCACUGAGAGGCAGUCUCGGCAAAUCCUCACUGUUCUUGGUCUUCCACAAGAAAGUGGAGCUGUCAGCUCAGUAACAAGAAUGGCCUAAGACAGCAAAGACAACUGUUCCUGGGCCAGGACGUGGGGAAUGAGGUCCUUUAUGAAAGACCCCCCUGCAGCGCCUAAGUGCUACACUGAUCGUCCCGGAUGUGCCAUAAGAACCGUGACCUCAUCAGUCGCCCACUUAGCAUUGUUAGGAUCUGUGACCACGUGUUGUCUCAAACCAAUCAGGGCUGUCAUGACUACACAGCAGCAGCAGUUUCCAGAACGUGCCAGAAACGCAUCCACAGCAGUGGCACCUACUGCUCAGGGGCUCCUCACAGCCCGGGCUGGUGUGAGCCAAGACCAGACAGAGGUUGGGGGGGGGGUCUCCACCUGUUUUCUCUUCUCCCUCAAAUACAGGCUGUUUUCAUUGUGUCCAGUCCAGCCCUGUCUGGGCCCUGUGCUAGGCAGUAACUCCUGCAGCCCUGAAGGACCUAGGGAGCCCAGCCCACCUUCCCAUGGACUGGGGUUCCCUCUCAUGUGCACCUGAACCCAGGACCCAGCAUCCUCCGCACACCGUGACACUGGGCAAAAUCCUCCCAAACGAGGCAGCCCCAGCCCAGCAACAGUGAACUCCCGUGGGUCAAGACAGUACUCACGGCCACUCCCUCCACACUUCCCAGAGCCUGUGGCCCGUCUGUGAGCUCCAUGCACGUCACUUAGGUGAGUCUCCAAAGCCCCCAUCCCGGCACACAGGACCCGUGUGUAUGAGACGGUGUCAUUCGAAGUGAGAAGAAAACAGUAAAAGUGUCCAGUUGUAUAAGUAAGUAUCUUUUUGCACCUCUGAGUGUAGAAUUAGAAGUAAAUAUGACAGAAUUGAACAAUAAAUUCUAGAAGAGUUGCCUUGAUUCAAACAAGUAUAAUUCUCAAGUUAUCACAAAAUUUCCCACAAAAAUUUACAAUCAGCAAAAUAGUUUCCUUAUUUCUCAUGUAUAAUUUUCAUAUAAUUCCACAGUUUCGCUAAUGUUAUAUGUUACAAUAAGCCUCCAUUAGUCCCUCAAAACGAUGAUAUAAAUAAGUCUGUACAACCUAGCAUAGAAUAAAAAACUGAAACCAAGAUUCCCAACGUUUUUCAUAGCAGCCGGGCACACUUUGGUGACCCCAACGAGAACCCUCUAGGCAGCAGCCAGGAGCUGUUCACCUUCCGGAAGCAGGGCCUGUGGCAGCCUGACAGGGAGAGGCCACGGGGCCCAAAAACUCAAUGCGUCUCAAGGCAAACCCGAGGGAGGAACUCGGUCCGGGAGGAAGAGAGCACUCGUUCCUCAACCAGCCCAGACGCUGGAGUGUCAGGAAAGCACUGAGCUGUUGGGGCACACAUCCCAGCCCGGCCACAGCAGCUCAGCCAGUCACAGCUCCACCUCCAACUUCUACAGCAGCAAUUUUUAGUGGGAAAGAACAACUCAUCUCCCCCUCGUGUGAAAGAUUAAAUUGUAAAGCAAAAAAAAAAAAAAAAAAAA